AUGGAGCUCAUCGUCGGCCCAGCGAGGCACCAGCCGUUCGACGACGACGGCACGGUGCCCUCGGACCACCUCCACAACUUCGAGCACGCGUCCAUCUCGCUCGCGCUGCUCGUCUACGCCGCGUCCGCCAUCCUCCUCGACCGCGCCGGCCGGGCGGCGCCUUGCCGGGACGCGGUGUCCCAGCUCGCCGCCGCCGCGGCGUUCGCGCAGGAGCUGAUGCUGUUCCACCUCCACUCGGCGGACCACGUGGGCGUGGAGGGCCAGUACCACCUCCUCCUGCAGGGCGUCGUCGCCGUCACGCUCGCCACGACGGUCCUCGGCGUCGCGGCGCCCCGGAGCUUCGCGGUGAGCCUGGUGCGGUCGGCGAGCCUGGUGCUCCAGGGCGUCUGGUUUGUGGCCAUGGGUGUCAUGCUGUGGACGCCCGCGCUCCUGCCCAAGGGAUGCGUCCUGAGCCACGAGGACGGGCACGACGUCGCGCGGUGCCGCGACGAAGGCGGCGCGCUCGCCCGCGCCAAAUCGCUCGUCAACCUGCAGUUCAGCUGGUACCUGUCCGCCACCGUCGUGCUCGUGGUCGCGCUCUACCUCCGGAUGUGCAGCCUCUACAAGGAGGAGCCGCGGUACGUGCCGCUGGUUAGGGAAACGACCAUGGAGAAGACGAUGAUGAUGGUGACGGCGAAGAAAACGACGUCGAGGCAGCGAAAGGCGGCUCAGGGCGUGUGCUCGGCGAAGCGAGGCCGAUGGAGAUAUCACGGCCAUAAGAGGGCCUAG
Miscanthus lutarioriparius is the source of this 768-nucleotide messenger RNA. The record is from the annotation of a GenBank genome assembly. NCBI's taxonomy places the organism in Eukaryota, Viridiplantae, Streptophyta, Magnoliopsida, Poales, Poaceae.